Rotaria sp. Silwood1 is the source of this 897-nucleotide messenger RNA. The record is from the annotation of a GenBank genome assembly. NCBI's taxonomy places the organism in Eukaryota, Metazoa, Rotifera, Eurotatoria, Philodinida, Philodinidae.
AUGUCUCGUGCUGCUUUUCUCAUAUUUAUUACUACUGUUCUCCCAAGUGCAAUUUAUACAAUAAUAUAUCGACCAGUUGUUCUUAUGCAUGGUAUCGUUGCACCUGCUUCUGAUAUGAAUGAAAUCGCUGAUUGGCUUCGAACAUCUUUUUCUGGAAUUUAUGUUGUGUCAAUUGAAAUAGGAAAUGGUUUUGAAGAUUCAUUUUUAUGGUCAUUAGAUAAACAAGUCGAACAUUUUUGUACUACAAUUCGUAGUGAUGUUCAUCUUCAACAAGGUUUUAAUAUGCUUGGAUUUUCUCAAGGAAGUCUUAUUGUACGAGGUGCUGUUGAACGAUGUUCAUUUCCUGUUUAUAAUUUAAUAACAUUAAGUGGUCUUCAUCAAGGAGUAUUCGGUAUACCUUAUAUUCUAAAAUUUCCAACUCGAUUUCGUCAAUUAAUAACAAAAUAUGCAUAUGAAAAAUUAAUUCAAGAUCGAAUCAGUAUUGCAAAUUAUUGGCGUGAUCCAACACAAUUAAAUAAAUAUAUAUCUCAGUGUCAUUUUCUUCCUGAUAUAAAUAAUGAACGUGAAACACUUAAUGAAACAUAUCGUAUAAAUAUGUUAAAAUUAAAUGCAUUUGUUAUGACAUAUUCAGAUAUUGAUGAAAUUGUAACACCAAGAGAAUCAGGUUGGUUUCUUGGUUAUGCUUCACAAACAUUAAAAGUUGAAACAUGGAAUAAUUCAAGACAAUUUACUGAAAAUCUUAUUGGUAUGCGAACAUUAUGGGAACAAGGAAAAUUGCAUAUAUUUAUCUCUCAUACACGCCAUCAAGAUACUCCACAUGCAUCAAAUAGAGAUUUUUUUAUGAAAAAUAUUUUUCAAUUUUUUAAUAAUACAUUUGCAUAUUCUUUUACAUCUUAG